Molecule: messenger RNA, 1657 nt
Organism: Acanthochromis polyacanthus (spiny chromis)
Lineage: Eukaryota; Metazoa; Chordata; Actinopteri; Pomacentridae
Product: troponin I, fast skeletal muscle-like
Exons: 7
Coding region: 876-1502 (208 amino acids)
Biological process (GO): muscle contraction
Cellular component (GO): troponin complex
Source: RefSeq, a predicted model, not a curated record
AUCCAAACCUAUUUUUGAGUAAUGUUGCUAACAGACAGACAGACAGGCAAACCAAUGCAGAUUGUCACAUAACUCUGCUGCGUUCCUUGGUGGAGUAAUUAAUUAGAAUCUAAUGGUAAAUGAAACUGUAGACCUUUCUUCUCUUCAUAAGGGUAAGCUUUCACACAGAGUCAGUUUAUCAGCUGCAGCUGUGCCAAGAAGGUGGGAACAGUGUAGACCAGGAACAGCAGACUGGGAGCAAACAUACCCUGAAGUUGUGGUGACCAGCUUGUAGUAAACUGAUAAAAAGAAGAGUUGUUGGUGUGAACAGAAUUAAAAGAAGUAGCUCUUUCAUGUAAGCAAGCAAUAAUUCACAUCAAUAAUCCUUAUAGGGUUUAUUACAGAAUGUUUCCCUCUGUGUAACUAUCCUGCUCCUGUUGACAGCUUCGUAACAGCAUACAUUUAGUGUGUCUUGAAUGAACGUCCACUCCCACCUGCUGCCUCCUCACCUUUCAUCACUGCUGCCCCCUGGUCUUUCAGAGCCCCGCCCUGCUCCAUCCACUAAGGAUACCAGAGUUCAUGUGGGAUAAUACUGUGUGUACUGAGUCAUGUCUUGUUGAUGCGCCUCCUCCCUGCUUCCACUUCUGCUCAUUUUCACCUCCAGGCUCAGGAACUAUUUCCUUUUAGGGGUUAGGAAAGAAAUAAGGCAAUCAACAAAACAAAGGUGGUGUUACUUAUAACGGUCAGUUCGGGAGGAGAUUUUAGGGGUGCAUGAGAGGUCAGAGAUAAUAUUUCAGGUGCUGCUGAGCCCAUUGGCCAGUAAGAAAAUCAGCUUCCAUAUAGAGAAAGCUGGGGUUUCCUUUGCCCACGGGGAAUGCAAUAUAUACCAACUUGUAAUGCCAGAAACUGAGCUGCUACCCAAAUCUGUCGCUCCCCUCUGUUUCCAUCUGCAGCCACAAGUUUUUCUACAGAGUUUGAAAGCCAAGAUGUCGGAGAAAAAGAUGUCUUCAAGUCGCAAGCAUCAUCUGAAGAGUUUGAUGCUGGCCAUCGCCAAAGGUUUAAUAGAGGAGGAAGAGAAGGAGAGGGAGCAGGAAAAGAGGAGGUACAUGGCUGAGAGCUGCCCUCCUCCAUCAAUGCCCAGGAACAUGCAGGAGCUGCAGGAGCUGUGCAGGGAGAUUCAUCACAAAAUCGAUGCCAUCGAUGAGGAGCGAUAUGACCUGGAGAUGAAAGUCAUCAAAGCCAACAAGGAGAUCGAUGACCUGAAGAUCAAAGUUCAGGACUUGAUGGGGAAAUUCAAGAAACCUGUCCUGAAGAAAGUACGUAUGUCCGCUGAUGCCAUGCUCAAAGCUCUGUUGGGCUCCAAACACACAGUAAACCUGGACCUGAGGGCCAACCUGAAGCAGGUCAAGAAGGAGGUGAAAGAGGAGGAUAAGGAACUCCGUGAUGUCGGUGACUGGCGCAAAAACAUUGAAGACAAAUCUGGCAUGGAUGGAAGGAAGAAGAUGUUUGAGGCUGAGGCUUGAACAAGCACCAGCAACAUUUUUUUUAAGUCUCUGUCAUUGACUAGAUUUUACUGGUUUAACUCCUGUUUAGAUUGGACAGAUUCAUUUUUGAACCACCUUGUAAGCUGUAGAAACUACACUUGAAUAAAAAAAAUUAGCAGCAUGUGCUGAAUGAC